This is a messenger RNA of Trichogramma pretiosum, 2683 nucleotides long. Its product is annotated as zinc finger protein 718-like. Bases 374 to 2599 code for a protein of 741 amino acids. The transcript has 4 exons. The record is from RefSeq and is a predicted model, not a curated record. Gene Ontology annotation, cellular component: nucleus. Lineage: Eukaryota; Metazoa; Arthropoda; Insecta; Hymenoptera; Trichogrammatidae. Gene Ontology annotation, molecular function: zinc ion binding.
GUUUCCUACUGUACGUUAUUUAAAUAUUUUUGUGUUCGAGGCUUUACAGAUUCAUUUUAUUCUGAAAAGGUUUUAUGUUUCCCAUUUAGUAAAUAAGUACGUUUGAAAACAAAUAUUUACAUUACUUUCUAGUUCGAUUUUGUUUCAAAAAAGCCCAAUGAAAUUGCGAAAUAUUAAAAAAUGUAAAAGUCACUAGGGCACGUCAAUUUUCUCAUUUUUUUAUAUUUAAAAUUUUAAUUUAUUAAGUAGUGCUUGAAAUACUUAUUCAUACUAUGGAAAAGUAUAAAUGACUUCUAUUUUUUUUUACAUGUUAUUCAUCAACAAAUAAAGAAUCAGUUCAUUUCAACAAUCAUUUAACAAUCAACCCACUAUAAUGGAACUGGAAGAAGGAGAAGCUAAAAUAUGUCGGCUUUGUGGUCAAUGUGAAAGCAUAUAUAUUGAUAUUUUUGGAGAAGAAGGUUCCAAGCGAUGUUUACAUUUCAAAAUCUCUUCAAAAAUAAAUAUUAAAAUUGAUGAAAAUGACUCUUUACCUAAAGUUAUCUGUGUGCAGUGUUUGGGAAAACUAGAGUUCGUUUGUGAUUUUCAAGAAGAAUGUUUGCGCAUUCAACAGCGACUUCGAGAUCAGUAUCAAUCACCUGUUUCAGAUAAUACUGAAAACAAUGCAGCUCUGGUUCUAACGACAACUUCUGCUCAUGCCAAUAGUGCUUUGCCAAAUGUCAGUUGUGAAGAAUGGAGCUAUGAUGAUGACAAUAACAGAAAUCAUAUUCAAGUUUCUCAUAAUGAUUCUAAUGCUACUAUACCUUCAGAAAAUUAUGAGAAUGAAAGUUUUACUACUAAAAACGAUAAAAAAAAUUCCAUGAAAAAUAUAAAUGGUCAUAAAAAUGGCAAUAUAAAUAACAAUAAAUCAAAGAUUGAAUCUUCGACUUAUCACAGAGUUUUGAGAAGUCAACAGAAUCAAGAUGCAUCUAAAUUAAAAGCAGACAAUCACGUAUUAGAUGUAAAAAAUGAUGAUAAAAUCAUUACAAAUGUACAACUUCCAAAUGCUUCCAUUACUCGUAAAUUACGAAGUAGAAACAAUUCAGAAGUGCCUGAUAAAAAUUCAAAAAAAUCUAAAAAUGGACCAAAAACUCGAAAAAGUCCCAGAAAUAAUUACAACCCAGAUGAAGAUUCAUACACAGAACCAGUUAACAAAUUGAAAGUUGACGACCCAAAAGAAAAUAUUUUAAUACCCGAAGACAACAAAAUACAAAUGCCCACUAAUAUUUUAAAUAAAGUUCUUACAGCUAUAACUAAUCAACCUGGCAUUGAUGUUACUGUUAAAGAAACAAAAAAUCGUAAUUUUGAUACUGAAGAUAUUAGUUUUACUGUUGAAUUAUCGAAAAAAAAAGAAAGUGAUUCUAUGACUGUUUUAGCUAAAGUAUUUCCUGAUCUAGGAUCUUGCCUAGUUGACGAAUCAAUAGUUACAUUUCUUAAGGAAGAAAUCAAUGAGAUUGACGAUGAACUUCUGAAUAAUAUCGUUACCUCUAAUAGUUUGGAUAAAACUAGUAACAAAUCGAUUGAAAAAUUGAAAAUUCCAGACGGCCCUGUCAAUAAUUUACAAGAACCAGAAAAUUUAUUUACAUUAGAUGGAGAAGAAAUUCAUGUUGAUGAUAAUGUUGAACAAAUCUUUAUUAAUAACCAGGUUAACUACUCUUGUAAAUUAUGUAAAAAAGUAUAUGAGCGUAAAGAUAAAUGCAAUGUUCAUGUAAAAACCCAUCUAGGCAUCAAGCAAUACAUGUGUAUUCUAUGUAAAGCUAAAUUUGUAUGCAAAUCCGAUGUUAUGAAACAUAUCCGCUGUUCACAUACUAAUCCUCGACCAAUCUUAUGUUCAAAAUGUCCGAAGCGUUUUAGAUCAAAAUUUGAUCUAACUGAACAUAUGAAUGUACACAAAGGCAUUCGACCAUAUCAAUGCGCCGAUUGCGAUCAAAGCUACCAUCACAAAGUGUCCUUGCAAAUGCAUAUUAAAUCACAUUUACCUCCCCAGAAUUUAGCUUGUGAAUUCUGUGGAAAAAUUUUCCCUUAUCGUACUCGAUUACUCAGUCAUGUUGGUAGUGUUCAUAUGAAAGAUAAGCGAAAUUUUCGUUGUCGAUUUUGCUAUAAUUUAUACUCUAGUUUAUCAGUUCUAAAUGAACAUAUCAAAGUGCGUCACGCUACAACCUAUACUUGUGAUACUUGUGGAAAAACUUUCAAGGUAGCCUCCAAAUUUAAAGCUCAUAUAAUGCAACAUAGCAAUCCGAAACCUUUUGUUUGUGAGAUCUGCCAAAAUAGAUACGCAUCCAAAGCAUUUUUGAAUGAACAUUUACUGAAACACCAAGGUGUCCGUAAACAUGUUUGUGAAAAAUGCGGAGCUUCCUUCGCUCAAGCAAGUCACUUGGCAGCCCAUCGUCAUGUUCACGAAGAAAAAAGUCAUGCAUGUCCAGAAUGUGGAAAAAUGUUCAAUCGGAGAGAUAAUAUGAAAGUACAUCGUAGAAGACAUAUGAUUCAAGUAGAAAAAAAAAUAAUCACCAAGCAAAAAAGCACUCUAAAUCCUGAAAAUCAAAUGAUUGAUAGAGAAAAUUAAAAUUUUUGAUGUAAUAAAAUUAUUGAUGAUUUUUGUACUACGAAUGAUACUUUGUCUAAUAAUAACAGUAUUCUCGGUAAAUAA